UGUAUAAGGAGGGAGGUUAGAAUCAGGGGGUUGUACCUUUAAUGUACGUGGUACAUACAAGAGGUACAUGGACCUUUUGCUGUAUUGUGUGAAGUACCUAAUGUAGUAAAACCGCUGGACCUAAAUUUAGAGCUCCACACCUACAACGUUAAACCCCCCAAGAACUUCCAACUUCUAGAACCAGCAUCCAAAUCAGCAAGGUCCCCGAGACGAUACACUCCCGGUAUUUAAAUUCAGGUCGCAUAUCAUUACGUACGCAAGCGCAUCUACCAGAGAAAGGAAAAAAGACAAUGUCAACCCUCCAGCCCGUCAAGGGCAGCAGUAAAGACCUGCCGGGCCUACGCUACCCGACGAGCGGCAAGACAAUAUACCACCGACCGCUGAACCGCACCAAGGCCGCCGAGCUCAGCGGUGCUAGUUUUGCUUACCUUUUCUCCGAGAUGGUAGGAUACGCCUCGAAGAAGAUAGAGAGUAUACAAGACCUGGAAAAGCGACUCAACGUGCAAGGCCACCCCAUCGGCCUGAAGCUCCUCGACCUCCUACUAUACCGCGAACCGCCACGAUCCCAGACGCGGCCGCUAAACAUCAUCACGCUCCUGCACUUCAUCAAGAUCAACGUGUGGCAGCACCUAUUCGGCCGGGCAGCCGACGGGCUGGAGAAGUCGUCAGAUCCGACCAAGCCGGACGAGUACAUGAUAAUCGACAACGAGCCGCUGGUCAACCGCUACAUCAGCGUGCCCAAGGACAUGAGCCAGCUCAACUGCGCCGCGUACGUCGCCGGCAUCAUCGAGGGCGUGUGCGACGGCUCGGCGUUCCCCGCGCGCGUCACGGCGCACAGCGUCGGAAAGCAGGAGGAGGGCGAGAUGUGGCCCGGGAGGACGGUUUUCCUGGUUAAGUUUGCGCCGGAAGUCAUGGAGAGGGAAGGAUUUUUAGGAAAGGGCUAAGAGACGGUCAUGAUUUCUCAAAAGAAAAAAAGAAAAUCAUGAUAAAAGACAAAGUGGGUGGGUUCUAGCAUUGCAACGGCGUUCGGGACGGUUUUGCCAAUGGGGAACCUCAGGCUGGUUCAUUUUCGUUUUAAAUAUUAUAUUAAGGGCGCAAUAUCACGAAGCAGGAGAUGUUGAGACGGGAUGCGGGUUGAUAUCAUGAUA
Messenger RNA from Daldinia caldariorum, 1148 nucleotides. Its product is annotated as putative SPP30 protein. Gene Ontology annotation, biological process: endoplasmic reticulum to Golgi vesicle-mediated transport. The coding region runs from base 291 to 944 and encodes 217 amino acids. Gene Ontology annotation, cellular component: TRAPPII protein complex; TRAPPI protein complex; TRAPPIII protein complex. The record is from RefSeq and is a predicted model, not a curated record. The transcript is spliced from 2 exons. NCBI's taxonomy places the organism in Eukaryota, Fungi, Ascomycota, Sordariomycetes, Xylariales, Hypoxylaceae.